Puccinia graminis f. sp. tritici CRL 75-36-700-3 is the source of this 1738-nucleotide messenger RNA. RefSeq lists its product as uncharacterized. Bases 151 to 1467 code for a protein of 438 amino acids. Lineage: Eukaryota; Fungi; Basidiomycota; Pucciniomycetes; Pucciniales; Pucciniaceae. Gene Ontology annotation, molecular function: cyclin-dependent protein serine/threonine kinase regulator activity. The transcript is spliced from 7 exons. Gene Ontology annotation, biological process: positive regulation of transcription by RNA polymerase II. Gene Ontology annotation, cellular component: nucleus; mediator complex. The record is from RefSeq and is a predicted model, not a curated record.
UACAAAGUAGAAACAACCGGUGUACAUAUGCACAGCAAGUGAACACCAUCCAAAAACAUCUUCAAGACGGCCAUCGACAAGCAUAUCAUCCAUAAAACCUCACAACCGAAGGAUGAAAAACAUUCAGAAUACGGCAACGUUCUGUUGAAAAUGGCUGCGAACUACUGGCUGAGCUCACAUGCGAACUCACAUAUCCUUACCCGUCAUGAUCUACGUAACUCGCCUGGAAGGUCGAUCGAUCUCAAGUAUGCUGGCGAACGAGAAAUGGCAUGCAUUAACAUCUGGAGUAGCAAUGUCAUACACAAGAUCGGAAAACGACUGAAUUGUCGACAAAUCGUCACCGCUACUGCAGUCACUUACUUCCGCCGAUUUUACGUUAAGAAUGCGAUUGCGGAGACAGACCCUUGCUUGGUGGCGGCGGCAGCGGUUUAUGUGGCCACCAAAGUUGAAGAAGCGCCCUCACACAUCAAGACCGUCCUGGAAGCGGCCAGAAGCGUGUUUUCUGAUUAUCCCGCUCUAGGCCCGUUUCCUAAUGACGCAACGGUACUAGCAGAAAUGGAGUUUUAUCUAAUCGAAGACUUGGAUUUCCAUCUGAUUGUUUGGCACCCUUAUCGGGAUUUGGCACAAUUUGCUGGACGAGAGGAUUCUGCUGUUCCAAAGGAUGCCAUGGAACGAAUGAGCGAAUGGACACCUGGCCCCAACUCACCCCUCUAUCAAGAGUAUCGCAAGGAAUGUGAUCGGCAAGCUUCGAUGCUUGAUCUCAGUGACACGACUCUUCAAAUGGCAUGGUUUAUCAUUAAUGAUACUUAUCGGACCGAUUUGAUCUUGCUCUAUCCGCCAUACAUCAUUGCAUUGGCGGCGAUCUAUAUCACCGUAGUGAUCCAUCCCCAUCCAGCGAUGAAGACGCUUCCACAAGCGACCAAGCCGACUCGACGGAGCAGCGACGAGACGGGCCCAUCGUCGAGGACGCGCCGACAAUCGAUGAACCCGUCGACGCCGCUGGCCAAUCUUCCAGGACGAGUCGAAGGCACGACGGGGACGGGGACGGCCUUGCCAGCCAGUCCAAGCACUCCAACUAAGGUCGUCCCCUUAGACUUCUUCGCUCGCUUCCCCAUCUCAAUGUCGUUGGUACUCGAACUCGUCCAGGAAAUCGUCGCCAGCUAUGAGCUGUGGAAUCGGCUCGAAAACCCUAGUCUUUCGAUCCAUCGUCCCCCCGAGGAUCCCGAAAAAAUUCCGAGAGGCCUCGCCUCUACUCGGCUCAAUCGUCCUAUCUAUUCUCCUGACUCUUCCUCCUCUAUUCCUUCUUCUUCCGCUGCUAAUCCCUCCACUAGUGCCUCUCAUUCACACCAAUCUGCUUCUAGUAGUCCUGUUACUACUAAAGCUUCAGGCGAUAAGGCGGCUGAUGAACGCGUCGUCGAUAUCCUCCUUAGAAUGCAUAAGGCUAGAGAGCUCGACCAAUCUGCUUGAUUUAUUUUGCUUUUUUUCUCUUCUUUGGAAUGAUUCCACAAAACCGCUUCACACAAGAGUCUUUUACCUUACGUUAUUUGAACUCAUUAGGCGUCUGCAUCGUUGUUUUUUUAUAUAUAUAUCUUUUUUUUCAACCAUGCCCUUGUAUACAUCUUGUAUGAUAUUUUGAUUCAUGUAUUCCAAAAUGAUGAUUGAAAGAAAGUCAGUUUAAUUGAUAUGUACAAUAUUAUGUCUUGAGGAUUCCAAUAGAUAGUACAUGCGAGACAAAAAU